This is a messenger RNA of Papaver somniferum (opium poppy), 3737 nucleotides long. RefSeq lists its product as uncharacterized. Lineage: Eukaryota; Viridiplantae; Streptophyta; Magnoliopsida; Ranunculales; Papaveraceae. Bases 1 to 3468 code for a protein of 1155 amino acids. The record is from RefSeq and is a predicted model, not a curated record. The transcript has 3 exons.
AUGAACCCUAAAAAUGAUAAUCCCCAAAAUCUUCUUCUUCACCAACAAAACCCUAACCCUGUAAUACCCGAAUCAGAACAACAACAACAACACCAUCAGAAACCCCUUAUUCAUUUCCAGAAUCUUCUAGAAGAAGAGAAACAAGACUCCCCCAUCCAAUCAAUUUCUGAUAUUGUUGCAUUUAGAGAUGAAGAUGAAGAAGAAGUUGAUGAAUCUGGUGGUGGAAGCCCUAGCUCAUCAGAUAUUGAUGAUUCUUCUUCACAACAUCAAAAUCAAGGGAUUAUUACAUCAUCUACAAUUGUUCCAUCUGAAUUAAGAACAACGCCAGUUUAUAUUAACACAGAGCCACAUAUCUCUUCACAAUUUUAUACAUUUAAUCGGGAUUCUUAUGCAUUAAUGGUUCAAUGCAUUUUGGAGAGAAGAUUAGCAACAACAGAUGAGAUUCAGAAAGCUACACCAAGGUCUGUGCUUAAAAUAUGGAGGUCUGUAAGGAAAUAUCGCAACGAGGAUACCGCUUAUCUUACGGCAUGGAAACGGAUACAAGAUAAGUUAAAUGCUCAUAUUGAUGCUCAUGGUAAUCAAGUUUUGUAUUUUAAGAAUAAUGCACAACAUUAUGUUUCACAUGUUAAUCAAUGGCAAGACAUUGUGAUGACUUAUCAUAGUGAUGGUGAUUUGAAACAUUUAGGAUUAAAAGAAACUAUUGAUAGGAUCAAACAGAUAUGGACUGUCGGGGCUAAGUUUUAUGGAAUUCCCGAGUCUUUUAUUAGGGUUUUUGUUAGUUCGUGCCUUGUUUGCAAUGGUCCUUCGGGUUCUAGUGGGAAAAAUAAAAGAUGUAGGUUCGAGUAUACUGAAACAUUUGAAAUACAAGCGAAAGAAGUACCUCAAAGACUUCAGCAGUUAGCUGUAAAACAUAAGGUUGUGCUUUGUAUUAGACAAAAGUAUAUCAGGUAUAAACCAUUUAUGGCUGAAGUUAAAGAUUAUGCAUGUCAUAGAGAAGGACAUCCGUCUACGAAGAAAUCGAAGCUUUUGAAGAGGGAACCUUAUGCUUCCAAGAGAUGCGGAUGUGGGUUUAGAAUUAGGGCAAUUGCUCCGAUAGAAAAUUAUAAAGAGAAAGAUAAGACGUUUGUUUAUCAGGAUGAAGGAAUGGCAGUUUUCAAACUUUAUGUUGUUCAUUCAGGGCAUGAACCAGGGCCACUAGAUGGAAAUGCAAGGAUUGUGCACAGAGUUGUUGGGCAUAAAGGAGUAGAAAUGUUGAUGGAUCAGGAAAUAGUGUAUGGAAUGAAUGAGGAUAUGGAAACAGUUGCAUUUGGUUUGAUGGGUAAGGAUGAUGGUGAUUUGCAACUUUCUGUUAUGCUUAAAGUGCAGGAGUUAAAAGCUGAGGAUGCUUUGUUGGAUGGGAAAGUUGGGAAAUAUCCUCAGGAGCUUUUGGGUCCUUUGUCUCAUGAACUGUCUGAUAUCAUUAAUAGGCUUCGGAGUAUCUUAAAGGAUCUGUCUGGGCAAAUAAUGAUAAAGAAUAUUAUCAAGAACAAAGCUUUUUCUCUAGGUGGAGCAUCUAAGACUCAAUUAUAUAACAAACAACACCAUCAGAAACCCCUUAUUCAUUUCCAGAAUCUUCUAGAAGAAGAGAAACAAGACUCCCCCAUCCAAUCAAUUUCUGAUAUUGUUGUAUUUAGAGAUGAAGAUGAAGAAGAAGUUGAUGAAUCUGGUGGUGGAAGCCCUAGCUCAUCAGAUAUUGAUGAUUCUUCUUCUUCACAACAUCAAAAUCAAGGGAUUAUUACAUCAUCUACAAUUGUUCCAUCUGAAUUAAGAACAACGCCAGUUUAUAUUAACACAGAGCCACAUAUCUCUUCACAAUUUUAUACAUUUAAUCGGGAUUCUUAUGCAUUAAUGGUUCAAUGCAUUUUGGAGAGAAGAUUAGCAACAACAGAUGAGAAUCAGAAAGCUACACCAAGGUCUGUGCUUAAAAGCUGGAGGUCUGUAUGGAAAGAUCGCAACGAGGAUACCGCUUAUCUUACGGCAUGGAAACGGAUACAAGAUAAGUUAAAUGCUCAUAUUGAUGCUCAUGGUAAUCAAGUUUUGUAUUUUAAGAAUAAUGCACAACAGUAUGUUUCACAUGUUAAUCAAUGGCAAGACAUUGUGAUGACUUAUCAUAGUGAUGGUGAUUUGAAACAUUUAGGAUUAAAAGAAACUAUUGAUAGGAUCAAACAGAUAAGGACUGUCGGGGCUAAGUUUUAUGGAAUUCCCGAGUCUUUUAUUAGGGUUUGUGUUAGUUCGUGCCUUGUUUGCAAUGGUCCUUCGGGUUCUACUGGGAAAAAUAAAAGACGUAGGUUCGAGUAUACUGAAACAUUUGAAUUACCAGCGAAAGAAGUACCUCAAAGACUUCAGCAGUUAGCUGUAAAACAUAAGGUUGUGCUUUGUAUUAGACAAAAGUAUAUCAUGUAUAAACCAUUUAUGGCUGAAGUUAAAGAUUAUGCAUGUCAUAAAGCAGGACAGUCGUCUACGAAGAAAUCGAAGCUUUUGAAGAGGGAACCUUAUGCUUCCAAGAGAUGCGGAUGUGGGUUUAGAAUUAGGGCAAUUGUUCCGAUAGAAAAUUAUAAAGAGAAAGAUAAGACGUUUGUUUAUCAGGAUGAAGGAAUGGCAGUUUUCAAACUUUAUGUUGUUCAUUCAGGGCAUGAACCAGGGCCCCUAGAUGGAAAUGCAAGGAUUGUGCACAGAGUUGUUGGGCAUAAAGGAGUAGAAAUGUUGAUGGAUCAGGAAAUAGUUUAUGGAAUGAAUGAGGAUAUGGAAACAGUUGCAUUUGGUUUGAUGGGUAAGGAUGAUGGUGAUUUGCAACUUUCUGUUAUGCUUAAAGUGCAGGAGUUAAAAGCUGAGGCUGCUUUGUUGGAUGGGAAAGUUGGGAAAUAUCCUCAGGAGCUUUUGGGUCCUUUGUCUCAGGAACUGUCUGAUAUCAUUAAUAGGCUUCGGAGUAUCGGAGAGGAUCUGUCUGGGCCAGUUGAAUUGCAUAUUGAUAAGCAGCAGUCUGAUGAUGUGUUAGUGGAAGCGAGUGAUCUCGCUCAUUGGGGUGAUCAUGAACAUGAUCAUAUGUAUGGGGAUGGAAAGGACGCUGAUUUGAUUGAGGAUGAUGAAGAUAGUUUCAGACAGCCACUUGACGAUGUUGUACCAUGGGAUCAGAUGAGAGCGGAUUGUAGGAGUAGGAAGAGUUUAUUGAGCGAGAAUUGUAAACCCGACAAAUGGUUGAAGGAUACUUGUGGUGAAUUUGAUGAGAAGAGCAUCCUAGAUUGUGAGGAUUCCAAGUUGAUAAAGCCUUCAAGUCACGACGGUACAACAAUAAUGACAGAUUCUGGUCUAGUUGGUAUACAGGUGGACAGUUUCUAUCCCGAGAGUUCAAAGUGGUACGAUUCUCCCUGCAGUUUGGAUCCUAGUGCAGACUGUGGGGAUAAUGGAUUCAGACCUGGGGAGAUCCUGUAAGUCAUAAACCUAAACCCACUCCUAGCUUGUUUAUACUGUAUAAGGUGCCAUAUGCCCCUCUCUUAAUGUUGACAGUGGGGUUGUAAAUUGUAUAUACGGAAGCUCAGAACCUGCCACACAUGCUUUUGGUGUUGUUACAAUGUGGUGGUUCCGUAAAUUGUGCUGUUGGCUUCCUGCACAGGUUUUCACCUUUUAACCCUUUCUUAUUAUAUUCUGAUUUUAUGUCGACUCUUCCAACAAUGCACAUAAUGAUUUUUAUUUUAUUUUUA